Molecule: messenger RNA, 1782 nt
Organism: Ramularia collo-cygni
Lineage: Eukaryota; Fungi; Ascomycota; Dothideomycetes; Mycosphaerellales; Mycosphaerellaceae
Exons: 5
Coding region: 1-1782 (593 amino acids)
Source: RefSeq, a predicted model, not a curated record
AUGAAGACCACCGGCGCAUCCGCAUCGAAAUUGCCGCGCUCCUCGUCGCGCUCCACACCCACGUCCCGCAGCGACACGCCUUCCAGCAGUGACAAGCCUUCCAGCCGUGACAAGCCUUCCAGCCAUGACAGACUGCUCAGCCGCGACAAGCCAUUGCCAUCCACACCCAAUCCUAAGAUUGUGCACACCACGGCCCGCGGCGCCAACGCCAACAGAUAUCUGAGAGGAGACUCACGUCCUCUCAGCCAGUCGUCUGUGAGCCCCUCUCGCAUCGGCAGACCCGCUGGUCUUCGUCCCCGCUCUGGUGGAGCCUCAUCAUUUCGUCGGACUUCUAGUCUUCUGUCCAGCGCCCCUGAUACGCCAGACUCAUACAUCGUCACCGAUGAAGAGUCUGCCGGGUUGCGCUCCGUCAACCGCGUGGCCAGAGAAGCCAGAGAAGUCAGAGUAGCCAAUUUCUCCAGCUCGCCACCUGCUGCAAGCAUUCCCUCAAGCCCAUUGCCAACCACUCCAUCAUAUGCCGCACUAGGUGCCUUCGACUUCGAUGGCUUCCAGCCUGUUACCCCACAGACAGCAGCAAACAGCGAUUCGUCGGUGACUCCACCUUUCACAUCAUCGCUCCAUCUGCCGCCGAGAAGCGACUCUCACGCCCUUGGAAUCGACCUGAAUCAGAUCGCCACUACCAUUAAUGGCGAUGGCGCGUCCCAAUAUGGAGAUGGCCACGAGUUCGAAAAUUUCUCGGGCAAAGUGAACGUUGGCGACUUCGACGACGCUGAUACCGAAGCCGACGUCCAUUCAGAAGUGGCUCAUCACUCUCCGAAGGGCAGAAGACUGAAGAGACAUGACUCACCAAUGGGAUCGAUUAUGAGACCGGCCACAGAAGACCAUGCCUUCAGCAGACAUCAUGCAGCUGAAGAAACGAUUGCAGACCGCAUGGAAUCAUUGACAUUCUUUCCUGUCGCUGUGCCCCACCCGAUUGCUGCACCGCAGCCACAUUUCGGAGGCCCCACACAUGAUCCCACUGCCGGCCUCGCUGGGGUCAGAACUCCGGGYAAGAUGCGUGCUGCUGCUGCCGCUGCUGCGCGUGCCGCUGUGCCACCGAGCGAGCCCGGUUUCGCGCGUAGAACAGCCUCGUCUGCCGCCAAGAGCUCAGCGCCUCCUGACAUUCCAAGAAUGUCCAAUCGGGAAGUCCAGAUGCCUUCCAAGGGUCGCAGAAUGAUCGGAAAACUCGGCGGUCUCUUCCACAAGGGUCAGAAGAGGGACGACAUCGAACACUCGCCUAUUCGAAUGCGUUUGACCCGCGAUCCAGCCAGCAACAAGCUCAGAGCCAAGCGCCAGAGCAUCAUCGUGAAGAAGCGAGCCUCUACCCAGGCUCCAUUCCUCCCCGAAAAGGCCCCAGAAAAGAAGCCAUCGCCGCUGGAGAAGAUAGAGAGCCAGGUGGCGAUCACCCCUGCAACCGUCAGCCAUCCAUCGACAGAGCACGUUCAAGGGGAAGGCACAGUGCCUAGGUCCUUCAUUCCCCUCCCUGCUGCCUCUGGAGAAGCCACCAUAGAGCUGUGUCAACGUUUGCUCAAUCAGAUCACCACCGAGACCGAUACCCGUCGCAUUAAUAAGAUUAGGGGCUUCGUUGAGUCUCUCGAAAGAGGUCUGCAAAACAUCCGAGACGCAGGAAAAUGGGCAAAGGAAGCCUGGACUGCGGCGGACAACGCACAGAGAAGCAUGGAGCAUAGUGAGAAGCUGCUGUCUUUCAUGCGGGAGAGGGCCACCAAGGCCAUUCGCAAGUAG